AUUGAGUUGCUGUAGCAACGAGCGUUUUCUCUUCGGGACGCACGAGAGUGGGAAGUACACGAAAGAGUAUUUUCAAGCUUGGGUCACAGAGUUGCAUGAGAGGCAGGAAGUUGAGUCCAGGUUUUCAAGGAAAAUACAGGUACUUUGUUACUGUAUAGAGAAGCCUUCAAUUGCUUCCGUGUUCUUGAACUACUGAACUCAUGCGGCAAUGUCGGCAAUCUCCAGCCUUGUUCCAGCACGGUUUCUUACACUUAUUGCUCAUCUGGUCAUUGUGAUCACCAUCUUCUGGUCUCGGGAGAACAAUGUAUUGGCCUGCUUGCCUUUGCAAUAUACACAACAAGACUACAACAACAAGGAUACUGAGUUGAUUGUGGCCCUCUCUGUGACCCUAGGAAUGUUUGCAAUCGAGCUGGCUGGAUUCUUUUCUGGCAUAUCUAUGUUUAACAACAGCCAGAGUCUACUGUCUUUAGUUGCUCACUGCAGUGCUGCUGUCACCCUGUCCUUCUUCGUGUUUCGGAAGUGGGAGUGCUGGACGUACUGGUACAUUUUUGGAUUCUGCAGUGCCCUCCCAGCAUUAAUUGAGAUUGUCCUAUUUAUUGCGGUACUGGGAAUGAAGAAGAAGCCGCUGUGAGUGCACAUAUGAAAAAGAAACUGAUCAAACAGAAGGAAGCCUGCUUCAGCCCAGUGCAAACAAUGAGGACAUCUGGCUGUCUCGUCUGUCUGAGAGAUGUCGUUGGCACCUCAGAUCCUCCAGAUGGAGCACUUCUCCUGAUUGCAUUCUGCAAAAUUGUAUUGUUACUUUAUUAUAUACUUAAUUAUAUUAAAAUGUCCUUGUAAAGGACCAUGUAUAUAUUGUUUUAUAUUUUCUACUAAAUGUUUUCUCCAGUAUUUUUUUAUAAUGCACUCAGAUUACCAAUAAAAGUGAGAUGAUUUUGUG
Messenger RNA from Erpetoichthys calabaricus (reedfish), 937 nucleotides. Its product is annotated as transmembrane protein 107-like. Gene Ontology annotation, cellular component: MKS complex. The transcript has 7 exons. The record is from RefSeq and is a predicted model, not a curated record. Bases 209 to 631 code for a protein of 140 amino acids. Gene Ontology annotation, biological process: non-motile cilium assembly; protein localization to ciliary transition zone. NCBI's taxonomy places the organism in Eukaryota, Metazoa, Chordata, Cladistia, Polypteriformes, Polypteridae.